Molecule: messenger RNA, 1307 nt
Organism: Mercurialis annua (annual mercury)
Lineage: Eukaryota; Viridiplantae; Streptophyta; Magnoliopsida; Malpighiales; Euphorbiaceae
Product: protein BASIC PENTACYSTEINE2-like
Exons: 2
Coding region: 132-980 (282 amino acids)
Biological process (GO): response to ethylene
Cellular component (GO): nucleus
Molecular function (GO): DNA-binding transcription factor activity; sequence-specific DNA binding
Source: RefSeq, a predicted model, not a curated record
UAUCAUCUCUCUCCUCUCUCCUCCAUCUUUUUCUUUCUCAAAAAUAAAAAUCCUUCUCUCUCAUCUCUCUUAGUUUUAGUUGAUUUCUCUCUCCAGAAACCCUAAAGAGCCGUUUACUUCCCCCAAUUCUAAUGGACGAUGACAGUAAUAAUCAAGAUACGUUGAGCAUUCGCAAUUGGGGCUAUUAUGAGCCGUCCUUUAAAGGGCAUCUCGGUCUGCAGCUCAUGUCGAGCAUGGCAGAUCGUGAUACGAAGCAUUUCAUACCCGGGCGUGAUCCUACUAAUGUUAUGGUUGGUGCAAAUGGCGCUUUUCACCCACGCGAUUGUGUGGUGUCUGAUGCCCCUGGGCCUAUGAAUUAUAUGAGAGAUACUUGGAUGAGGGAGAAGUACUUUAAUAUGCUAGCGCCAAAUCCUGGUUAUGCUGUUCUCCCCGAAACUUCUGCUGCUCACUCUUUGCAGGUUAUGCAGCCGCCCAAUCCUUCAAGGGAUGAGAGGUUGAGUAGGAUUGAGGAGCCAAUUGUAAAUAAGGAAGGUAACCAGCUGAAGAAAAGGCAGAGUGGGACUACCCCGAAACCCCCCAAAGCGAAGAAACCUAGGAAGCCGAAAGAUAAUAGUAAUAACGCUGUUCAGCGUGUGAAGCCAGCUAAGAAAAGUAUGGAUGUUGUAAUAAAUGGAAUUGAUAUGGAUAUUUCGGGUAUCCCUAUUCCAGUUUGCUCAUGCACUGCAACUCCUCAGCAGUGUUAUCGCUGGGGCUGCGGUGGAUGGCAGUCUGCUUGCUGCACCACAAACGUAUCGAUGUACCCCUUGCCAAUGAGCACCAAAAGACGGGGGGCUAGGAUUGCUGGAAGGAAAAUGAGUCAGGGUGCGUUUAAGAAAGUAUUGGAGAAACUAGCUGCUGAAGGCUAUAACUUUGCUAACCCGAUUGAUUUGAGGACUCACUGGGCAAAACAUGGCACCAACAAGUUUGUGACUAUCAGGUAGUUUUCUACAUGUUGGUACCGACGGUGGGACUCCCAUUGCAUUUGGUCUGCAUCUCUUGUAUAUAUCUGUGGCCUUUCGCAGAGAUCUAUCCAGCUCGUUGUAGUUCAUGAAUCUUCACAGAUAUGAUACAUGUUUUUUGAAUUUUAGUCUUCUGCUUAUUUUUGGAACCUUUGUUAAUUUUUCAAUUCUGUUAUGUGUUAUAAAGGGAACCAGUAACUUCUUCCCACCAGGAUGUAGGAUGUGGAUGAAAUUAUUUUUGUUGGAUUUUUCUUUAACAUCUUAUUUAACAUUCAAAUUAUCAUUGAUUGGUAAUUGAUUUCUUCUUUA